This is a messenger RNA of Molossus molossus (Pallas's mastiff bat), 1581 nucleotides long. RefSeq names its product proteasome 26S subunit, non-ATPase 11 (gene PSMD11). The transcript has 14 exons. NCBI's taxonomy places the organism in Eukaryota, Metazoa, Chordata, Mammalia, Chiroptera, Molossidae. Gene Ontology annotation, cellular component: proteasome regulatory particle, lid subcomplex. Gene Ontology annotation, biological process: ubiquitin-dependent protein catabolic process. The record is from RefSeq and is a predicted model, not a curated record. Bases 45 to 1313 code for a protein of 422 amino acids. Gene Ontology annotation, molecular function: protein binding; structural molecule activity.
CCGGCGUCGGUGGCCGCGGCCGGGGACGGUGUGAGAGCGGUAAGAUGGCGGCGGCGGCGGUGGUGGAGUUCCAGAGAGCUCAGUCUCUACUCAGCACCGACCGGGAGGCCUCCAUCGACAUCCUCCACUCCAUAGUGAAGCGUGACAUUCAGGAGAAUGAUGAGGAGGCAGUGCAGGUCAAAGAGCAGAGCAUCCUGGAACUGGGGUCUCUCCUGGCGAAGACUGGACAAGCUGCAGAGCUUGGAGGACUCCUGAAGUAUGUGCGACCCUUCUUGAAUUCCAUCAGCAAGGCUAAAGCAGCUCGUCUUGUCCGAUCUCUUCUCGAUCUGUUUCUUGAUAUGGAAGCAGCUACAGGGCAGGAGGUCGAGUUGUGUUUAGAAUGCAUCGAAUGGGCCAAAUCAGAGAAAAGAACUUUCUUACGCCAAGCUUUGGAGGCAAGACUGGUGUCUUUGUACUUUGAUACCAAGAGGUACCAGGAAGCAUUGCAUUUGGGUUCUCAGCUGUUGCGGGAGUUGAAAAAGAUGGAUGACAAAGCCCUUUUGGUGGAAGUACAGCUUUUAGAAAGCAAAACAUACCAUGCCCUGAGCAACUUGCCGAAAGCCCGAGCUGCCUUAACCUCUGCUCGAACCACAGCAAAUGCCAUCUACUGUCCCCCUAAAUUGCAAGCCACCUUGGAUAUGCAGUCAGGUAUUAUUCAUGCAGCAGAGGAGAAGGAUUGGAAGACUGCAUACUCAUAUUUCUAUGAGGCAUUUGAGGGUUAUGACUCCAUCGACAGCCCCAAGGCCAUCACAUCUCUGAAGUACAUGUUGCUGUGCAAAAUCAUGCUCAACACCCCAGAAGAUGUCCAGGCUCUGGUGAGCGGGAAGCUUGCACUGCGGUAUGCGGGGAGACAGACAGAAGCAUUAAAAUGUGUGGCCCAGGCCAGCAAGAACAGAUCACUCGCGGAUUUUGAAAAGGCUCUGACCGACUACCGAGCGGAGCUCCGGGAUGACCCAAUCAUCAACACGCACUUGGCCAAGUUGUAUGAUAACUUACUGGAACAGAAUCUGAUCCGAGUCAUUGAGCCUUUUUCCCGAGUACAGAUUGAACACAUAUCAAGCCUCAUCAAGCUCUCCAAGGCCGAUGUGGAAAGGAAGUUAUCACAGAUGAUUCUUGACAAGAAAUUUCAUGGGAUCUUGGACCAGGGGGAGGGUGUCUUGAUUAUUUUCGAUGAACCCCCGGUAGAUAAAACUUACGAAGCCGCUCUGGAAACAAUUCAGAACAUGAGUAAAGUAGUGGAUUCUCUCUACAACAAAGCCAAGAAGCUGACCUAGAGCUGGAUCUGUAGCGGUCCUUUGGAGAGUGUGUGUGGCGGGAGAGUGAAACCUUUGGGGAAAAUGCUAGGAGAUUCUUUUUUCUUUUUGUUCUCCUUUUCGCUCGGAAAGUUUUAAUCCUCAGUUGGUGCAUCUGUACCCAGCCGAUAGGUGGGCCAGCCUCCACGUCAUCUUUACUGGCCCACCGUGGGAGCGGGGACAUUGCUUACAAAAAACGAAAAAGAAAAAAAAAAGGUUAUUCUAAAUAAAAGGAAAAAGGCUUACACUA